CCCCCCAACUCCGGGGGUUCCCUUCUCCCCACCCCGUUGCCAUGGCGGAGCCGUUGGGCUGCUGCGAGCGCGUGGCCAUCAACGUGGCCGGGCGUCGCUUCGAGACCCUGGGCCGGACCCUUCGCCGCUUCCCCGACACCCUCCUGGGAGACCCCCGCCGCCGCCGCCGCUUCUUCGACCCCCAACGCCGCGAGUAUUUCUUCGACCGGCACCGCGGCGCCUUCGGGGCCGUCCUCUAUUACUACCAAUCCGGGGGCCGCCUGCGGCGCCCGCCCGACGUCCCCCUCGACGUCUUCUUGGAAGAGCUCCGCUUCUACCAGCUCGGACCCGAAGCCGAAGACCGCGUCCGCGAGGCCGAAGGGCUGAGCCUGGAACUCCCGCGCCCGCUGCCCCGGGGUCGGCUCCGGCGUCGCGCCUGGCUCCUGUGCGAGCACCCCGAGAGCUCGCCCGCCGCCCGCGCCGUCGCCCUCCUCUCCGUCCUCGUCAUCCUCGUCUCCAUCGUCGUCUUCUGCCUGGAGACCCUGCCCCAAUUCCGGGCCGGGAGCGAGGCGGCCGCGCAGGUGAGGAAGUGGGGGGGGAGGGAGAGGGGGUGGUGGUUGGGGGGGGGUUGGGGUCUUCGGCUUCGUCCUCAGCCUCGACCCCGUCCUCGUCCCCAUCCUCAUCCUCGUCAUCGUCCCCAUCAUCGCUCUUGA
Messenger RNA from Numida meleagris (helmeted guineafowl), 692 nucleotides. Its product is annotated as potassium voltage-gated channel subfamily A member 7-like. The coding region runs from base 42 to 692 and encodes 216 amino acids. The transcript has a single exon. Gene Ontology annotation, molecular function: delayed rectifier potassium channel activity; protein binding. The record is from RefSeq and is a predicted model, not a curated record. Gene Ontology annotation, cellular component: voltage-gated potassium channel complex. Gene Ontology annotation, biological process: potassium ion transmembrane transport; protein homooligomerization. NCBI's taxonomy places the organism in Eukaryota, Metazoa, Chordata, Aves, Galliformes, Numididae.